AAAAGGUUAUGACAAUGGAAUUGCUUGAAAAUGAGCUGAACCCAGAAAGAUUCAGUAUGUGGGUUUUGCAGAGCACCAAGAAUUUGAUCGUACUCUUUCACUGUCCUCUAUAUAUAAUUCAUCAUCGCUAUUCCUGCUCACUUCUUUUACACAAGGGUGGUCAAAUCUCAUUGAUCAAAUUUGGCUUCGAGUUUGGGCUGGAAAUGAAUUCACCCACCAUGCUGAGCUGUCCCAGUUGGACCACCAAGAAAAUUGGCCCAUUAUAUCCCUGUGAACCAACCAACCGUAUCUUCCACCGGUCCAUGACCACCACAAAUUCCAACCAAAUUCAUACAUAUCAAUAUCACGCAAAUAAUUAUAAUACAACCGCCACGGUUGUCAUUUCUCUUUAGCCCUUUGUAAAUAAGGAACAAUGCUUCUACGUGGCAUAAUCUCCACGCCUCUCCCGUCCUCUCUCCGCCUCAAAACCCCAGCCCGCCACAAAACCGUCGCCGUUUCAGCUCAUACCUCAACCGACACCAAGACCACCAACUACUCCAUCUCCGACCAAGCCCUGGAGUCCCGGGGCUUCAUCCUCCGCCGCACGAUCGACGACCUCAACCUCGACCACCUCAACACCGUGUUCGUGGCGGUCGGGUUCCCGAAGCGCGACCCGCAGAAGAUAAAGCUCGCUCUCGAGCACACCGAGUCGCUGUUGUGGAUCCAGUACAACAAGACGCAGAGGCCCGUGGCGUUUGCUAGGGCGACGGGUGACGGCGUCUUCAACGCGAUCAUAUGGGACGUGGUGGUGGACCCCUCUUUCCAGGGGAUUGGUUUAGGGAAGGCUGUGAUGGAGAGGUUGUUAGAUGAGCUGUCAUCCAAAGGGAUUUGUAAUAUUGCACUCUAUUCGGAGCCCCGCGUUCUCGGGUUCUAUAGGCCCUUGGGGUUUGUGGCGGAUCCGGAUGGGAUCCGGGGAAUGGUGUACUCCAGAAAACAGAAAAAAAGAAAAUAGUAAAUUGUUUUUUCGGUUGUAUUUUCUUACCAUCGCUAACACAAUGUCAUUACUUAGGGUGGGUGCGUUUAGGAAUGCGAUUUCGCAAAAAUAAUCUACGAUUUUAAAAGACAUCAAAACAUGUAAGACACUUGACAAUGCAAU
This is a messenger RNA of Corylus avellana, 1135 nucleotides long. RefSeq names its product Acyl-CoA N-acyltransferases (NAT) superfamily protein. Lineage: Eukaryota; Viridiplantae; Streptophyta; Magnoliopsida; Fagales; Betulaceae. The record is from RefSeq and is a predicted model, not a curated record. Gene Ontology annotation, molecular function: N-acetyltransferase activity. Gene Ontology annotation, cellular component: cytoplasm.